UCAAGCAUCGCUCUGGCACUUCGCCCCGAGCUUCCUGAGAGCAUCCUUGGAUAAACGUCGGUCAGUGUCGCUCCUUGAAUCACCUCAGAAGCUCUAUCAUAUUAACUACUCAUCAAUCUUAAUUAACCUCAUCAUUAACACAAUUAAUUCAAAAAAUCACGUAAAUUAAUUAUCAUUUUUACCAAAAAAAAAAAAAAAUUAGUGAUGUGUGCCGUAAUUUUGGGAUUAAUGUGACUGGCAGUGAUAUAUUAUUUGUGUUAGUGAAAAAAAUAAAUAAGACUUCCGGUAGGGAUUUUAAUAAUUCAUAAUUUUAUAAACUGUGAGAUUGAUUGAAGAUUUUAAAUUAAACGAGACAUUAAUUUUAUUUAACGUGAUUUUAUCAAUUAAGUUUGUGACUACAAGGCUCAUGUUGCAGCUUAGUUGAAUUUUAAGAGUGUGUGUGCAUCCAGACAGGAUGGCGGUUAAAAAUUACAGAUUUUACAUCACCCUUCUGUUGUUAUUACUGGGGAUUUAUUCUGUCAAUACACGAAUUAUUCGUCUAGAAACAACUAAUGCUGAUGUUAUUGUGCCUGAAGGAGAAAAAUUGAUAUUACGCUGCCCAACAGAUUACGAAUCAGACAUAAAUUGGUACAAAGACGCAACUGAAUUGCGCGGUAGUUCACCGCGUAUUCGUAUGCUAAAACAAGCGAUUAAAUUUAAGUAUGUCGAGAUAGAAGACAGUGGAAAUUAUGGAUGUCGUUUAGAAAAUUCAUCAAUACUACAGUGGCGCAAUGUAACAAUUCAAGUUGAACAGCCGCAAAACGAUGGGUUUCCAAAUGAGAGCAGCGAAUUGGGAAGUGUUUUAGGUGCUCUGAGACCUGAAGACGAAACGAAUGAACUGGAACUUCGUUCAAGAAACCUUCCGGAAACACGUUCACUGCAUUUGGACACCGACUUAGACAACGACAAAUCUGAGAACGGAAAUGCCGGCGAUCAUAAUCAUACAGCGCCAGCAAGUCCUCCGAUGUUUAACAAGACUGAUGAGAUGCAUAAUUCAAUUGUUAAACCAGCGGGAAAUAUGCUACGACUUAGAUGCCCAAGUGUUGGUAAUCCCCGACCCAACAUUACGUGGCUUAAAAAUAAUGAGGAACCUAAACGUGCCGUUGGACCGGUUAUUAUGUCCAAAUGGACAUUGAGGGUUGAAGAUCUUGUGGUUACGGACGGUGGGAAUUACACAUGUAUUGUUUGUAACAUUCUUGGGUGCAUCAAUCAUACCUUCAAAGUCGACGUUAUCGAGAGUGUCCAACAUCGUCCGAUACUGACCCAAGCACCAGUUAAUACAACAGCCCUGAUUGGCACCAAUGCGAGUUUUAUCUGCGAGGUUCUGUCAGACGCACAUCGUCAUCUCGAGUGGUACCACGGCCGUCACAAAUCCUUCGAAACUGUCAACGUAACAAAUUCGAGCUUACGGGUCGAGGUUAAGGCUGGAGGAGUUGAUAAUCCAGAAGUUUUGACACUCGUCAAUGUUACGGAAAAAGACGAGGGAUGGUACACAUGUAUUGCUCAAAAUACAUUAGGAGAAACAUUUAGUAGCGCUUAUCUUUCUGUUGUUGAAAGUAUCGAGCCACCACGUGUACCAAUAACAGCACGGCCCCAAUUAUUGCUUUUGAAUAUCCUAGCAGCCGUUUUAUUUGUAUUUUUUGCCGUGGGAGUUGUUGUGGUAAUUUAUAUAUUCCAACGUUUAAAGCGUGAAAAAAUGAAGAAAUUAUUGGCAAUUGAAACAGCUCGGGCUGCAGUAGUACAUCAGUGGACAAAAAAAGUUAUUGUUGAGAAACAAAAUUUGGGUAAUGACCAAAAUGUUCAAGACACAUUGCUGAUGCCGGUUGUUAAAAUAGAAAGACUAAAACCAACAGUUACUUCUGAUGACAGUAACGGCGGAAGUAUUUCAGAAUAUGAAUUACCGCUAGACAGUGCUUGGGAAUUGUCACGGGAACAUUUGACACUGGGUAAUACUCUGGGUGAAGGUGCAUUUGGUAAAGUAGUACGUGCGCAAACAAAUACUGGAAAGCCCGGAAUCCCCAGUGUAGUUGCCGUUAAAAUGUUGAAAGAAGGACACACUGACGCGGAGAUGAUGGAUUUAGUCUCGGAAAUGGAAGUGAUGAAAAUGAUUGGCAAACAUGUUAAUAUUAUAAAUUUACUCGGUGUCUGCACACAGGGUGGUCCACUUUAUGUUGUCGUCGAGUUUGCACCGCACGGUAAUUUACGUGAUUUUUUGCGCGACCAUCGGCCGUCAUCCGGUGGUUAUGAGCCGGCAAUUGGCGGUAAUGGAAUAACUGAUGCCAAAGAAAAAAAAACAUUAACGCAAAAAGAUCUUGUGUCAUUCGCUUAUCAAGUUGCCCGUGGUAUGGAGUAUCUCGCGAGUAGACGUUGUAUACACAGAGAUUUAGCUGCGAGAAAUGUACUUGUUAGCGAUGAAUAUGUACUCAAGAUCGCUGACUUUGGUCUUGCUAGAGACAUACACUGUCAAGAUUACUACAGAAAAACUACAGAUGGUAGACUACCCGUUAAAUGGAUGCCACCUGAAGCGCUUUUCGAUCGCCGUUAUACCACUCAGUCCGACGUAUGGUCGUACGGUGUUCUGUUGUGGGAAAUAAUGACAUUAGGUGGUACCCCAUAUCCAUCAGUACCUUCAGUAGAAAAACUAUUCCAGCUACUGAGAACUGGACACAGGAUGGAAAAACCGCCCUGCUGCUCAAUUGAAAUAUAUAUGCUUAUGCGAGAUUGCUGGAGUUAUCAGGCUAACGAACGACCGAUGUUUGGAGAACUUGUCGAGGAUUUAGAUAGGAUACUAACGAUAACCGCGAACGAGGAAUAUUUGGAUCUCGGUCUACCACAACUAGACACACCACCGUCGAGUCAAGAAUCCAGUGAUGCUGACGAUGAUGAUGAGGAAAAAUUUCCGUACCUGCUCUAAUGACUACCAACUAAUUAAUUGAUCAAUUAAUUGAAUAUAUAUAUGUAAUUUAAAUAUGACAAAAUAAUUAUUUACUGCGUGUUUUUAUCAGUAGAAAAAUAAAUAUCGUUAAUUAUUAAUUUAUUAAUUAAUAAUUAAUGAUAAAUAAAUGACAAAAUACACGCCAAAUAUUAUAAAAUCAGUAUUGACUGUAUAUUUGAGUAGACUACUAAGAUUAUUGAUAAAUAGUAAUAGGAAUGUUUCUAAUUUAACGAUAGAUUUUUCUACAAUAUUUAUUCUUUUUUUUUACUAAUUAAUUAAUUAAUUAAUUGAAUAAAUAAAUAGAUAAUUAAAAUAAAUAAAAGUGCCAUUAAAAGUGCCUUUAAAAAUUCUAAAAUAUUUAAACCAGCGAAGCUUUUUAAA
Molecule: messenger RNA, 3355 nt
Organism: Microplitis mediator
Lineage: Eukaryota; Metazoa; Arthropoda; Insecta; Hymenoptera; Braconidae
Product: fibroblast growth factor receptor homolog 1-like
Exons: 10
Coding region: 455-2953 (832 amino acids)
Biological process (GO): multicellular organism development; positive regulation of cell population proliferation; protein phosphorylation
Cellular component (GO): membrane; signaling receptor complex
Molecular function (GO): fibroblast growth factor receptor activity; ATP binding
Source: RefSeq, a predicted model, not a curated record